AGCUGCAGCUGUUGCUGGUAGCCGCGGUAGGUUGUCAACUAAAGGGUUUGGUUACUGUUGCUGCUGCAAUGAAAACAUCGGCACUGGAUGAUGAGAGUGGAUCCAGUCCAUUAAUUACCAAGAUUUGAGUGUGUGUGUGUGUGUGUAUGCACGUGAGCGUGCGCGUGUGUGUGUUUGCGGGGCGAGCAUGUAGCAUGCUCCGUUUCCUGAAGCGACCAGGCUCCACCGGGGACCUCCCGCCGGCCGGCCCCAUGCACCCUUCUCCCCGGGACACGCCGCGCUGAGCCACCCCCCCUCCCCCCCAGGCCACACCUCCGCCGCCAUUUGUCUUCAUGAAGAUUCCUGACAUCGGUGAUGUGAUGAAUAAAUUUGAGGUCCUUGGGAUUGUAGGUGAAGGAGCCUAUGGAGUGGUCCUGAAGUGCCGGCACAAGGAGACAAAUGAAAUUGUGGCCAUUAAGAAGUUCAAGGACAGCGAAGAGAAUGAGGAGGUCAAGGAGACGACACUUCGGGAGCUGAAGAUGCUUCGCACAUUGAAGCAGGAAAACAUUGUGGAGCUGAAGGAGGCCUUCCGCAGAAGAGGCAAACUGUACCUGGUCUUCGAAUAUGUGGAGAAGAAUAUGCUGGAGCUGCUGGAGGAACUGCCCAAUGGGGCGCCACCAGAGAAAGUGCGAAAUUACAUCUAUCAGUUAAUCAAAGCAAUUCACUGGUGCCAUAAGAACGACAUCGUCCACAGGGAUAUCAAGCCUGAAAAUCUCCUCAUCAGCUCCGAGGACAUUCUCAAGCUCUGCGACUUCGGCUUUGCCCGCAACCUAUCAGAGGGAAGUAAUGCAAACUACACUGAGUAUGUGGCCACACGCUGGUACCGCUCCCCAGAGCUCCUGCUAGGGGCGCCGUACGGAAAGGCUGUGGACAUGUGGUCAGUGGGCUGCAUCUUGGGGGAGCUCAGCGACGGGCAGCCCCUCUUCCCCGGCGAGAGCGAGAUCGACCAGCUCUACACCAUCCAGAAAGUUCUGGGGCCUCUGCCGCCCGAGCAGAUGAAGCUGUUCUACAACAACCCCCGCUUCCACGGCCUACGGUUCCCUGCAGUGAACCACCCUCAGACCCUGGAGAGACGGUAUCUGGGGAUCAUCAGUGGCCUGAUGCUGGAUCUGAUGAAGAACCUCCUGCAGCUGAACCCGUCAGAGAGAUUUCUGACUGAUCAGAGCCUGAACCACCACGCCUUCCACACCCUGCGCCUGCUGGACCGGACCGGACCACCCUCACCCACGCCCCCACGCUCCUCCAAGAGAAAGCCUUACCACGGGGAGAACAACGCCUCCAGCAGGAAUCAUGGGGGCAAGAGCUCAGGACAUCACCGUUCCAACAGCAAGGACUGCUCCAGCCUGCCCCGCCAUGAGGACCUGCACCCCAGCAAUGACAGUUUCCUCAACGGCAACAUGCCGGCCUCCACCAGCCUCAGCCCCACCCUCCACCCCAAGACCUACCAGGCCCAGUCCCUCAACCGCUCUGCCUCCAGCAGCAAGGACCUGGCCAACAACAACCUGCCGCACCUGCUCAGCCCAAAGGACACCAAGGGCAAGACCGAGUUCGACUUCAACGUGGGGGCCAAGGCGGCCGACGGCCCCGGAGCCAAGUACCUGAAGUCCAACUCCCGCUCCCAGCAGAACCGCCACUCCUUCAUCGAGGGGAAGACCAGCACGCUGCAGUCCGGCGAGAAGCACGGCCGCCACAGCUACAUGGAGACCUCCCACGGCUCCAUGCCCUCCUCCACCAAGAGCGCCGCCUCCUACCUGAGCCUGUCCAAGAGCCAUGGGGCCCUCAGCGACGCCAAGUCCGUGGGGAACCUGAGCGAGGCUCGGCUGCACCCGGACGACCAGCCGGGGCCCGGGUCCCGCUACUUCCCCUCCAGCUGCAUGGACCUCAACGUCCCGGGGAGCCCGUCCGGGCGGCACGGGGAGCGGCCCGCCCUCAGCCCCUCGGGCCGGGCCAACGCGCGCCUGGAGAGCGGAACCCUGGACUCCCGCCGCUCCUCCACCCGCCACAAAAACCUGGAGGAGACCGUGUCCCCGGAGCUGCUCGACCCGGGCGGGGGCGGGGCAGGGGGCGGCGCCGGAGGGAGCCACGCCCACUCCCUGUCGGCCCCCCACGAGUCGUUCCCCUACGGCCUGGGCUACACCAGCCCCUUCUCAUCGCAGCAGCGGCCCCACCGGCACUCCAUGUACGUGCGGCGGGAGCGGCACCGAGCGCACGGGCCCGACCCCGGCCUGGCGGUCGGGCAGGGCAUGCCGACGCGCGCCAGCAGCCUGCAGCUCCUCUCCCCACAGCUGCAGCACCGCACCCUCACCCGCCACUCUGGCAGCUCGUCCAGGGAGGACUGCACCGAGGACGUGAGCAGGAGCAACCAGUCUCCCACAGAGGUGACCCACACCCGAGCCCCGAUAAAAGACUCCACGCGGGACAACACAGCACCCUUUCCCACACAGCGUCAAAAAAGCGAGGUUGGUAUGUACCACGACACGCACCCAGAGGACGGAGCGUCGUCCAAGGAGAACCGCAUCAUCUACAGUGACUCUAUGCCGCGCCGGGUGGGCAGCUUCUACAGAGUACCUUCUCCCCGACCGGACAACACCUUCCAUGAGAGCAGCGUGCCAGGCCGGGGGUCCGCAGGGGGCGGGGAAAACAGUGCCAUGACCAAUCACUCUAAGCGCCAGACAAACUUCGACCCCUGGAACAACCCGGAAGCCGUGACCCUGAACCCUCCUGAACCUUCCAAAGAGAAGGAGAAGCAGGGCUUCUUCAGAGCAAUAAAGAAGAAAAAGAAGAAGUCUCAGACGACAGAGUUCGACGAUGGAAGGAAUCCGAGCAUCAAGAAAUGCCUUUUCCCUCUGUUUAAUUCAAAGAAUAAUAUAAAACAUAGCUUCUCUAUGAAAGCCCCUCCCGUAGUCUCCUCACCUAUGCAGGUCCCCAGCGACGGCCAGGAUCACCUGGUCAUACAGAAGGCCGUCCGGUCUUCCACUCACCAGAGCAGCCGGCACAGGAACCGCGGGGAGAGAGACCGCGAGAGGGACCGCGAUCGAGACCGCGACCGGGAGCGAGAAAGAGAGCGAGAAAGAGAGCGAGAGAGAGACCGAGACAGAGACAGGGAUAAUGAGUGGCCUUCAGAAAAGCUGACCGAACCCCACCCUCAGAGUCAGCCGCUCAAAUCCCUGCGCAAGCUCCUGCACCUCUCCUCCUCCUCCGCCAACCAGGCCACGCCCGCCGAACUGCGCUUCCAGCCGCUGCCCAACCCCCCCUCCAAGGGAGGCUUCAGUGAGGGGAGGGGCCACCCCGGCGCCGGCUCCGCCCAGCCCAAGAGCCGCCAGGCCGCCGCCUACACUCUGGCCGGACAGAUCGAGUCCAACUGGCACGUGUCGGCCCUCAACCGGGCCGAGGGGACCGGCUACCCCGAGCAAAUAUCCGGCAAGGUGGGCCAAAAUGGGCCCGGGUUUGCCCGCCCCCCCCGGGCACGAAUGCCAAACCUCAACGACCUGAAAGAAACCGCUCUGUAGUGGAGCAAUGCCCGCCCCCCCCCCCCCCCGUCCCCACUGGCCACACUCUGACCCCUCCCCCCCUCUGCAGCUUCCCCUACUGGCUACUGAACUGUACCCCACAAGCAAGCAAGGGGGGCGUGGCUUAAGAGGCUUCACCCUCAGCCGGAGGGCAGCGCUCUGUAUGUCUUAAGUUUUUUUAAGCUUCCAUAUUUGAUAUAAUUUGUAACAUUAUUUAUGAAAUUCUGAUUACAAUGUCUUUUGUUUGAAAAUAAGUACAUUGCAGUUUAAAUGAAAAAAUAUAUAUGUACUAUAUAUAUGACAAUUGAGAAAAGUAUAGUAUACGUGCGAGAGCUAUAGUUUAUACACAAAAAUAAAUAUAUAAAAAAUUUUCCUGCAUAAUAAUGCUAUAUUUCAUUAUGAGUAUUUAGUUGUUUGUAUCUGAAGUAUAUAGAUUUUUCAGAUUUAAGAGUAUUGUUGUGAAAAUAUUUGCCAUUUUCGUUUGCUAAUUUCUGUUGGUUUUUAUUUCCCCUGUAUUUAUUUUCUUAUUCCAAUCCGAACCCGUUGACUGGAGGUGCAGAAACACUUUGUUUCCUUACCCAGCCUAGCUGAAGACUGCUUUUGCUGGCUCAGUGUUGUGCAAUUUGGGCUACUUUUCCCCCCCACAUUUAUUAUAAACAUAUGAAUUCUGAACCCCCGCCUGAACGGAGAAAAAAAUAUUUGUACGAUUUCAGUUUGGCCACUUUUUCCCCCUGUGACUGUUGAACCAGGAGAGCACCAGCAGCUUUGGGCUUCUGCGCUGCUUGCGAAGGUGUCGCCACUUUGUCCCUCUCACCAUUUUGUUUGCGAACCAAGACGAAACAAACGUGUAGGUGUAAUGCCAUUUUGGACACUGAAGCAUAGUUGCCAUUGUCAGUCUGUAGAACUGAGUGCACUGCGUGGUGCUGUUUGACCAGCUGUGGCUUGGGCGAAAGGAGAGAGGAACGACGUGUGCUUCUGAACUGCUUUCAGAGCCACGAGCGAGAGAGCGGGCGUGUGAACACACUGUGUUCCAGUCAGGGUGAGAACCCUCCGCUGCCUUCCACUCUCUAACCAGUCUCAACCAGUCUGCCAGGUCCCUCAGGAGCAAGAGUUACAACUUCACCCUAAAAUACGUUUUUUGCGGUAACUAGCCAUUAGGCAUAUGUUUAAAAUAAACAGCCAAAUUAAAACAUACCAGUUUUCUAUAUAUUGGUCUCCUGUCCUGGAAAAGUCAGCCUUGAUUUGACUCUUUUUGCAUCAUUGUAGUAACCACACCCACUCUGAAUGUAAUAACCACACCCACUGUUAAUAUAACAACUGCACCGCCUCUACAUGUAAUAGUGCAAAGGGCAUGUCAGGCACUGUGCAGUAAGUAAGAAUACCUAGACAAUCACCAUUUUUUAAAAAUCCUUUUUUUUUUUUGGUUGUUUUUUAGUUUUUUUAACCUAUUUGUAAAAUACAAAAACAUUGAAUUAGGGUGUAGUUUCCCUUUGCAUGGUGAGGUCUGGAGUAGUGCUGCCGCUCCAGCCCAGGGACACCCCUCCCUCCAUGUCAGGCUGCACUCUGGCCUGCGGAUGCGCAGUGUCCGACAGUGCCUCACGCUGGCCGUCAGAGGGCAUUGCACCAAACACCAAUCAUGCAGAGAGAAUGGAGUCCAUCCUUUCCACGCUGCUUUUCGGAAACCUUUCACUCAUUUUUCAGUCUAUGGCUCCAGAAAUAGCUACGAAAAUCUAAUGCAACCAGCACUGACUAUGAUCAAACUUUUUUUUU
This is a messenger RNA of Anguilla rostrata (American eel), 5318 nucleotides long. RefSeq names its product cyclin dependent kinase like 5 (gene cdkl5). Gene Ontology annotation, molecular function: ATP binding; protein kinase activity. Lineage: Eukaryota; Metazoa; Chordata; Actinopteri; Anguilliformes; Anguillidae. Bases 333 to 3548 code for a protein of 1071 amino acids. Gene Ontology annotation, cellular component: nucleus; dendrite cytoplasm. Gene Ontology annotation, biological process: protein phosphorylation; regulation of dendrite development; positive regulation of axon extension. The transcript is spliced from 19 exons. The record is from RefSeq and is a predicted model, not a curated record.